Dioscorea cayenensis subsp. rotundata (Guinea yam) is the source of this 1277-nucleotide messenger RNA. RefSeq names its product anthocyanidin 5,3-O-glucosyltransferase-like. The coding region runs from base 498 to 971 and encodes 157 amino acids. NCBI's taxonomy places the organism in Eukaryota, Viridiplantae, Streptophyta, Magnoliopsida, Dioscoreales, Dioscoreaceae. The record is from RefSeq and is a predicted model, not a curated record. The transcript has a single exon.
AUAUUGUAUUUUUGCGAUCCUACUGGGCCUUUGUGGUUCAUAUACUCUGUGAAUUUCAUUUGCUGGAAAAGAUUAAGCUUAGGAUUGGGGGUUGUUAUGAGGUCGUGUUCCUGUAGUUGUUGUAUGUGCAAGAGUUUUGUAUUCCAUUUGUGUUCCUGAUUUCUGUCGAUUAAGUGUGACACUGCAUCUCUAUAGGACUGCUAAAGCCCGUAUUUAAAUUAUCUCUGUGUAUUAUUAGUGGUUUAUAUUUUUGCAUUUUAUUGCUUUCUUCUUAUCUAUUGCUGAUAUUUCUAAAUAGAUUUGAGAUCUAAGGCCUUGCAUCCAGUGGGGCCUAGCCCUGUUGGAUGCGGCCGGUCUAUUAGCGGGCCCAGCUUUGGGGUUAGGGCGUGACAACCAUCGUUGUCAAUGCCUGGGUUCAUGAUGGACAAGAAAGAUGAGUGUUAUACUAUAUUUUAUAACUAUGGAUACAGACUAAGAAAAGCUAGAUAUUUCUAAUUAUGAACACGUUCAAGAAUUUGGAGAUGAAGCCAUUAAAGGCUUUGGAGACAGGACAAUGCUUGCCGGACCAACCAACACCGGCUAUUUUCACUGUAGGACAAUUGCUUGCCUCCAAGAAAGAAGAGGAGGACGAGGACGAGGAGGAAGAAAGGAAGAAGCAUGAGUGCACCAAAUGGUUGGAUGAACAGCCGGUGAAGUCGGUGGUGUUCUUGUGUUGUGGAAGCAUGGGGUAUUUUGAUGAGAAGGCAGUGAAGAAGAUAGCUUUGGGUUUGGAGAGGAGUUGGCAAAGGUUCUUGUGGGUGUUGAGAACAUCAUCAAGAGAGAAUGCUUUGAUUCCUAGUGAUGCUGAUCUUGGGCAGUGGCGGAACCAGGGGAAGCGGGGUAUCAGCCCCCCCUUGGCUUUGGUAAGGCUACCCUCACCUAAGUUUUCCCCUGGGAGAAGCUCAACAAUGGAGGAUCCAAAAGGAGACUAGCGUAGACUUCAACCCCCCUCUUUGUGUUGGCGAUUUGGGAGGCUAUCCUCACCGGAGUUUUCCCGAGAUGAAGGCUAGAAGCUCAGCGAAGGAAUGAGAAGGGAGGAGAUAAGGCUUAUGGAUAGAGGAAUGAACUAGACCAUUGGAUUUGGAUGGAAAUAAGAUGGGAAAAAAUAAUGAACGGCAAAGAUGGGACACAUGUGGCAGUGCACUUUGAUUAUCAAAUGUUUGGGUUUGAGUUUUUCAAAGCAAUGGAGGGGUUCUUUGACUUAUUCUCGAUAUGCUUGAGAGUUUGAUCUUUAUACA